Molecule: messenger RNA, 432 nt
Organism: Myotis brandtii (Brandt's bat)
Lineage: Eukaryota; Metazoa; Chordata; Mammalia; Chiroptera; Vespertilionidae
Product: NACHT, LRR and PYD domains-containing protein 1-like
Exons: 2
Coding region: 24-371 (115 amino acids)
Source: RefSeq, a predicted model, not a curated record
CUGAGACUACGAGGGCAGCAAACAUGGCCAGUGCAACAGACACGGCCAGUGCAGCAGACACGGCCAGAGCAGCAGAGAUGGCCCAUGGAGUCGAGCAGCGGCUGGCCCAGAUGUUAGAGGGUAUGAGCAAGGAGCAGCUGAGGAAGUUCCUACUGCGGCUGCCUGAUAAGGAUCUCUGCCAGCACUCUCCUGGGGCAACCCCAGCUCAACCAGAGGAGGUGUGUGGCAUGGAGGUGGCCUCAUGCCUGGUGGCUCAACACGGGGAGCAGCAGGCCUGGGACCUGGCCCUGCAGACCUGGGAGCAGAUGGGCCCGAGCGAGCUGUGUGCUCGAGCCCAGAAAGAGCCAGCUAUGAAGUCAGCCAGAGACUGAGCAUGAAGGUUUAGGAGGUGUCAAUACCCCUUCUUCAACUAUAGGAAUGUGUCAUCUCAAG